AUGAUGCUACAUGUGGUCCUGCUUAUGGCCACUUUGAUCCCGACAAGCCAUCUCUGUCCAUCGGUCUGUGACUGUUCUGCUCAAGGACGCGUGGAUUGCUCACAACGCGGGCUAACUCAAGUGCCUUCGGAUAUUCCACCGUCCACGAGGACCCUGGAAUUGCAAGGAAAUCUUCUGGAAGUUCUACCCCGUGAGAGUCUUUCUGGUCUAGGAGAAAAUCUCGUGCACUUGGAUCUUUCGAAGAACAACUUGCGAAAUAUUGACUCCAAUGCAUUUCGAGGUUUGAAGAAAUUGCGCACAUUAAAUUUGCGCCGUAAUCACCUUCGUUCCAUACCGGGAAGUCUCGAUGAAAUGACGCUCCACAAACUCGACCUACGGCUUAAUCUGAUAUCAUCGCUAUCACCGGCUGACGUCAUGGUGCUCUCACAAAUACGUUCUGUGGAUCUUUCGAGGAAUUUCAUAAAGGAAUGGCCACGAGUGAAAGAAAAACUGGUUAAUACUACAUCGAAAAUUGAGAAAUUAGAUCUUGCCUCGAAUCUCUUCGCCACACUUCAUUCGGGCAUAUUUUCCACUCUUUCAUCGCUUCAUUCCUUACGGCUCACACGGAACAAGAUCAAAUCCGUUGAGAGCCACACAUUCCGAGGAAUGGGGGCACUGCAGUCAAUAGAUCUAUCAAAAAAUCUCAUCCGAUCAUUGCCCUCAUUGGCUUUUCACAAUCUACGAUCACUCAUGAAUUUGUCGCUGGCAAGGAAUGAAAUCUCCAGGCUCGACGACGGAGUAUUUUUUGGAUGUGACUCGUUGAUGGCUUUGAACUUGUCUCGUAAUCACAUCCGUACAAUUGCUGAUGAAUGGCUCUUUGGACUGACUGGUCUCCACCAACUAGAUCUUUCCCACAACCAUAUCGCUUCGUUCGACGCAAACGCAUGGAAACAGUGCUCCGAGUUGAGAUGGUUAUCACUCCAUCACAACCAGCUACACUUUCUACCGUCGGGAGCAUUUCGUCUACUACCUCGACUGGAAUAUCUUCGACUAUCUGGCAACUCGAUUGAAUCCUUCCAUAAGACGGCAAUGACAGGCUUGGACAGUCUCAAUGAGUAG
Messenger RNA from Cooperia oncophora, 1098 nucleotides. The record is from the annotation of a GenBank genome assembly. Lineage: Eukaryota; Metazoa; Nematoda; Chromadorea; Rhabditida; Trichostrongylidae.